Leptinotarsa decemlineata (Colorado potato beetle) is the source of this 669-nucleotide messenger RNA. RefSeq names its product pyruvate kinase. Gene Ontology annotation, biological process: glycolytic process. Lineage: Eukaryota; Metazoa; Arthropoda; Insecta; Coleoptera; Chrysomelidae. Gene Ontology annotation, molecular function: pyruvate kinase activity; potassium ion binding; magnesium ion binding. The record is from RefSeq and is a predicted model, not a curated record.
GAUGUCAUUACUGACAGUUUUGUGUAUAGAAUUUGAAGAAAAGUUUUUCUUGAGUGCUUCUAUUUGUUCCGUUGAACAAACAUUAAAUAAAAUAGUCUACGAAAAUUAUUCAAAAUACUGAGGUGUACGUUUUGGGUGGGGAGGAAACAUUUCCUGAAUGGUGGGGAACUGUUAUGCAAGGGCAGAUCAAGAGCACAGUCAAGAUUUAGUAGAGGCGAUCUGAGUUUGGUUAGAAGGGGAGCUUUUAUUGAACUUAAAAAAAUGGUUUGGUUUACCACUAACGACAAAAAUGUUGACGGCAACACACUUACAGAAAUGUCGGAAAAAGUUUUGCCCUUCCAGCUUCAGGCUGCUGAUGCCACCACUCACCUGGAUCAUAUUUGCGCCCUUGAUAUCAAUUCCAGAGCCUCCUAUAUCAGGCUUUCAGGGAUUAUUUGCACUAUUGGGCCUGCUUCAAGGGACCCUGCUAUGCUAGAAAAAAUGAUGGACGCAGGAAUGAAUGUUGCUAGGUUGAACUUUUCUCAUGGUUCACAUGAAUAUCAUGGUGAAACCAUAAAAAAUAUUAGAUUGGCCGUAGAAAAUUACAGUAAGAAAAUUGGAAUGCCAUAUCCACUAGCCAUAGCUUUGGAUACUAAGGGACCAGAAAUUCGCACAGGACUUCUUGAGGGG